Messenger RNA from Durio zibethinus, 910 nucleotides. Its product is annotated as ubiquitin-conjugating enzyme E2 10-like. NCBI's taxonomy places the organism in Eukaryota, Viridiplantae, Streptophyta, Magnoliopsida, Malvales, Malvaceae. The record is from RefSeq and is a predicted model, not a curated record.
AGCCGUUUUUAAAUACCGCCACCACACUCAAUCAUAAAUUCUCUUCUCAUUUUUUCUCCUAUCUUUCUUCUUCCUUUCUUCCAUCUAAUCUUUCCUCUCCUACCCACCCAAAGUUCCUUCAGCCAUUCAAUCCCCCCUCCCCCAAAAAAAUAAAAAAAGAAAAGGAGGAUCAGAAAACAUCUUUUCGGGUUUCGCGAUGGCAUCCAAGCGGAUCUUGAAGGAAUUGAAGGAUUUACAAAGGGAUCCUCCUACAUCUUGCAGCGCUGGUCCUGUUGCCGAAGACAUGUUUCAUUGGCAGGCAACAAUCAUGGGUCCUCCAGACAGUCCUUAUGCUGGGGGUGUUUUCCUAGUGACCAUUCAUUUUCCUCCAGAUUAUCCCUUUAAGCCUCCCAAGGUGGCAUUUAGAACAAAAGUAUUCCACCCCAAUAUUAACAGCAAUGGAAGCAUUUGCCUAGACAUCUUGAAGGAGCAGUGGAGUCCUGCACUAACAAUUUCCAAGGUAUUGCUAUCAAUCUGUUCUUUGCUGACGGACCCAAAUCCAGAUGAUCCAUUGGUGCCAGAGAUUGCUCACAUGUAUAAGACGGACAGGAACAAAUAUGAGACAACUGCAAGGAGCUGGACCCAGAAGUAUGCCAUGGGCUAAACGAAGCUUAGGUGUGCGAGUGUGUGUGUGUGAGGGGAGGCCCUAUGCUUUUUUAUAUUUUGGUUUGUUCAGUUCCAUGUAUGUAUGUUUGUUCUGUUCUGUUACUUGAAUGCCUAAAACGGACUAAGGAGGUGCGCAACAUGCCCUCGGUCAAAGAAAAAACUCAAAUGUUGUUUUCUGUAGUUGUAAUGUAUGGAUAAUGUAACUUUUGGAACAGAGACUUGUGUCUUGAAUCAUCCCUCAAAAGCCAGCCUCCCUCCGCCCCCA